AAGUGCGAGAGGAACUUCGGAUCUAAUUUAAAGGUGAAAAAAGAAAAAAAAAAAAAGAAAAAGAAAAAAGUCUAAAGGGAUAUACGUGUACUCAUUCUCCAAAUUAUAGCAUAAAGGAAGAAGAAGAAGAAGCAGAAGAGGCUUUGUGGGUGAGGGGCGAUGGAGAAGUUGGCAGGCCUGACACACCUCUUCGUGACGGUUUUGCUGGGGAGUUUCUCCGCCUUCAUAGUGGUUCCGGCCAUUACUGACGUCACCAUGUCUGCGCUCUGCCCCGGUAAAGACGAAUGCUCUCUCGCCAUUUACCUCUCUGGUUUCCAGCAAGCGAUUAUAGGACUGGGAACCGUUGUGAUGACACCUGUAAUUGGGAAUUUGUCCGAUGAAUAUGGAAGGAAGGCUCUGCUCACAAUUCCAAUGGCCCUCUCCAUUAUUCCCUUGGCUAUAUUGGCAUAUAGCAGGACUACCACCUCCUUCUACGCAUACUUUGUGAUCAGGACUCUUACUGCCAUGGUUGGUGAAGGCAGUAUAAACUGCCUUGCUCUCGCAUAUGUGGCAGACAACAUUUCAGAAGGCCAACGAGCCUCAGCUUUCGGAGUUCUAUCUGGGGUAGCAUCUGCUGCCUUUGUCUGUGGAACCCUAGCCGCCCGCUUCCUCUCCACUGCCUCCACCUUUCAGGUUGCCACCCUUGUAUCGAUGAUUGCAACCAUUUACAUGAGAGUUUUCCUCAAGGAGACUUUCCCCAAAGGCGAUUCUUCACAGGCAUUAUUGAAAAAGGAACCGGGUAUGAGUCCCGACGACGGCAACUCAUCGGAGAAGAUACAGACCUUCAAGAAAAUUCCAUCUAUUGGAGACCUGAUCAGCUUGUUGAAGUGCAGGGCGGCAUUUUCACAGGCUGCAGUUGUCGUCUUCUUCAACGGUCUUGCAGAGGGUGGCCUCCAGGCCUCACUGUUGUACUUCUUGAAGGCUCGGUUUCACUUCAACAAAGACCAGUUUGCAGACAUAAUGCUAAUCGUCGGGGUCAUGGGGACCAUUUCACAACUGCUUUUCAUGCCCUUGUUGGCACCUCGAGUAUCAGAAGAGAAGUUGCUCUCUAUAGGGCUCUUCAUGGGAUGCACAAACAUAUUUCUCAACAGCAUAGCUUGGUCAUUCUGGGUCCCAUAUGCCAUUGCUGCGUUGGCUGCUUUUGCAGUAUUUGCUAACCCUUGUGUACGAAGCAUCGCAUCGAAGCAAGUAGGCCCCAAUGACCAGGGGAAGGCUCAAGGCUGUAUAUCAGGCAUAAGUUCCUCAGCCCAGAUCAUUUCUCCCUUGAUCUUUAGUCCUCUAACAGCUCUAUUCUUAUCUCAAGGAGCACCAUUUUAUUUCCCUGGUUUCAGUAUCAUGUGCAUUGGAUUUGCUUCGAUGAUCGCCUUCAUUCAGAGUACUAUGAUAAGGGCUGUUCCUCCUAUUUCAAGUCAGCCAACCAGCAACAGCAACUGCAUCGAGGCCUAGUUCCAAAUAUUUGUAUGGUCUACUACUACAUGUAAAAGGAGAAGCUUCUUCCUAAUCCUUAUACUGCUCAGUAAGCAAAUCUUAUUCCUCGAAAGCUCUAGCAGAAACCUGGAAAAACAGCUACCAGAAGCUAAAAUGAACUGAAGUACUACAACAGGUUGCACUUUGACAUGGAAGAAGCACCCUAGAGGAAGAACCUAGGGAAGAAACCAACCUGGAAGGUAUAAAUAACUAUGAAUCCUGCAAUCAUGUUACUAUAGAAAGACUAGCUUUGGCCCCUAAACACAAUUGUAAUCUCGAUAAUAGCCUAGUUGGCUACGAACUCAACCUUUAAAAUGAGCUGUCCAUUGGCUUUGAGAAGAGAGCAUAUCAUAUUACUGUAUCUUAUUAUUAUGAGCAAACCAUGGUCUCUCUUUACCCUC
Molecule: messenger RNA, 1907 nt
Organism: Vitis riparia (riverbank grape)
Lineage: Eukaryota; Viridiplantae; Streptophyta; Magnoliopsida; Vitales; Vitaceae
Product: hippocampus abundant transcript-like protein 1
Exons: 14
Coding region: 160-1485 (441 amino acids)
Biological process (GO): transmembrane transport
Molecular function (GO): transmembrane transporter activity
Source: RefSeq, a predicted model, not a curated record